Messenger RNA from Schistosoma spindalis, 1779 nucleotides. The record is from the annotation of a GenBank genome assembly. NCBI's taxonomy places the organism in Eukaryota, Metazoa, Platyhelminthes, Trematoda, Strigeidida, Schistosomatidae.
AUGAAUUUAUCCUGUAUUAUCCUAUUGAUUUUGGCAUGUAUGUCAAGAGUUUUCAGUCAUGGCAAAAGAUAUUUAUUUUAUGAUGUGUUAUAUGGAGAAGGUUUUAAUUUGAGACGUGAUGUUUAUAUUCGGAUUGCCAAUACAGUACGCCUUUUAAGAGACCCAAGUCAAAUACCAAAUUUUGCUUUACACAACGUAAACGUAAAAAAUUUAACUGGUGAUGAUUGGAUUCUAGUUUUACCACCUUGGGGUCCACUUCCUCAUUGGUUCAAUGAUAGAUCAUAUGAAAGAUAUACAAAUCAUAGUUAUUUUAAUAAUUGGUCAGGCAUUCCAUGGUCAAUGUUUUUUGAUUUAAACAGUCUCUCAUUAUUUAUACCAGUUAUGGAUUUAAUUGAAUUUCAACGCAGUAAUGUAUUGGAUUCACAACAAUCAUUAUUAAACAGGUCAUCCAAUCAUCCGUUGACAAUCGAUUUAGCUCUUCAGUUAGUUCGUGAAGAUUUUAAUGGAAAAUUGGGGCAAUAUUCAAAUGUUAAUAAUCGUAAAGUAGAUUUUUGUCCUUUUGAAUUACGUGAAUUAUAUCGAUUAAAUGACUCAACAUUGUCAUCAUCAUCGUCAUUCAGUCGACCAAUGGAAUUAUUUGAAGGAAGUAGUUUUAAUUUACAAAAUGGUAUAUUACCAAUGAGAGCAUCUGCAUAUGAUUGUAUCACUGGGGAUUUAGAACCUGUUCAUUUAGCACCAUUCUUAAUUCAAUUAAUUAAAAAUUCUGAAAAGUCUAUUACAACGUUAUACUUAGGCUCAGCUCAGUCAAUUAUACACGGUCAUUGGAGUGAAUGGAGUCAAGAAUAUUGGACUGUACGUCGAAGCAUUACAAUAGCAAAUCAUUUACGUGAUAUUGGUGAUAAUUACCGUGCAGCUUAUUUACAUUCUAAUGAUAUUUCAGAUCGUACAGUACCACCAUCAAUAGUUGAAAAUCUUGGUCCAGGUUCCAGUUGGUUACGUUCACAAUGGCCACUUUCACCAGCUCUAGGUGGACCAUAUGUAGCGGUUCAUUGGCGUCGUGGAGAUUUUGUUACUACAAGUACUAGCGCUACAGCAGCAACUGUUACUACUACUAGUCGAUCUCCUAAUAAUGUUUUAGCAGCCCAACAAAUUCUAAAUGCUGUCAAGAUAUUCAAUCAGUAUGAAGAUCAAUACAUCGAUACAAUUUAUCUAGCCACGGAUGCUGAUAAAGAAGAACUUGAAAAUCUGAAAAGUUUACUUUAUCCACUUCAUAUAUUUCAUUUUGAACCAACUGAAUCCGAGUGGAUAUCUUAUGGCCCAGGUGGUUCAGCAAUUAUAGAUCAAUGGAUCUGUGCACAUGCCAGAUAUUUUAUUGGAACUAGUUCAUCAACAUUUACUUAUCGUAUUAUUGAAGAACGUUCUAUUAUGGGCUUUUUAGUAAAUACCACCUUAAAUAAUUUAUGCCCAAAUGGACCAAUAUAUUUAUAUAAACCAAAUUAUUAUAAUACAGAAUUAUCUACAUGUCAAUCAUUAACUGAAUGGCCAGUGAUUUAUGAAAAACAAUACACUAUCUCAUCACCAUCAUCAUUACCAGUGAUCAAUGAGAAACUACUUUUAAAUAAAUAUAAUAAAGAUGAAUUAUGAUGAUGAAACCGAUACAGAAUAUUAUCCAUCUACUAUCACUAUACUACUACUACUACUACUAUUGCUGCUGCUGCUGCUGCUACUGGCUUCAAUCGUUCUCUCUUUUAUGUUCCUUUCUAUUUUGUUUGUGACUCU